UCGAUGAGUUGUGUAGUUUCCAACUGUUAAUCUCCAAAUGCCGACUGCACGUACUCUUUUCAAUCAUAGCUUCAUGUUUAUACUUUUGUUGUUAACACUGUAUAUGCUAGACUGGCUACAUUAUGGCUGAUUGUGAACACAACUGUAUGCGGCAUUUCCGGUCACUUGCCACCAUGAUAGCGGUCUUUCUGCUCAUGAUCGUCAUCCAGACGGGAUCUCAUCCGUACUCUUCCUCAUCCAAAAAGACCUGUCAUACGUGCGCAGUCUGUCCACCACCGUGCUCUGUCACAGCACCAUCAACACCGCCACCGAAUACCUGUCAAGAUAAUCCAUGCUACUUCCGUUCGCUGCCGUUUGCCUGCUCAGCCCAGCAGUGCCAAGAGUUUGUCAACAGUACAAACGGAAUUGGCAAAGCAAUUAUCAUCGACCUUCCUGAUGAACUGUGCAUAACAACGUGCCAAAUGCAGUCGUACACCAACUAUGGCUUCGUGAUCCAUCGAUUUGGGGCUUGUACACGCUACGAAGAUCUGACGGCGGUAGUGGCGCAGGGAACGUCUGCCACUCCCCAACCAGUGAUUAACUCUCUUAUUCGGUGCGGAUCGGACAUCAGUUUUGGUGCAUUCAUAGAUCAGAUCCUCUACUCGCGUAUCAGUAUGGGCAGCCUGCAUUAUUACGAGGACACCGUUCUUCAGUGCACGCUUGAACUGCAUAAUAAUCAGCUGAAUAAUGAAUUGCUCGCCACGGCAGAUUUCAAGAUGAUCAUCAAAUACGUACCCGAAGACCAGUGUGGAAAAGUCUCCAGAUGGUAGAAUUAUCAGCCAUCGACCAGCCUAAAUGUUUUUGCCUCCUUUUAAAUUGCCAUUGUUAACAUUUGGUGCGAUUGGCAUGCCGCCUGCCGGUGAGGCCUAUUAUAGGAUUUAUGUAAUUCCAGUAAUGGACGAAAAGAUCUGAUGGGCCAAUCAUAAUUCUUGAUGUAACUUAUGGUUAAUUUAAUUUAAAUAUAACUAUUUGCUGGAAGGUGUCUUAAUUUAGUCCUUAUUGUGUUAUUAUUCAGUCAGUCUUUAUUUCAUUUUGAAGCAGGAGAUUUCUGUUAAGUGAAACUGCACCGCUAAAACAGGAACCGCUUUGUUCGAUGUCAAAAAUACAGUACCCACACUAAUAACGAGCAAACAAUCAG
Paramacrobiotus metropolitanus is the source of this 1177-nucleotide messenger RNA. RefSeq lists its product as uncharacterized. Bases 123 to 809 code for a protein of 228 amino acids. NCBI's taxonomy places the organism in Eukaryota, Metazoa, Tardigrada, Eutardigrada, Parachela, Macrobiotidae. The record is from RefSeq and is a predicted model, not a curated record. The transcript has 5 exons.